This is a messenger RNA of Bombyx mandarina (wild silkworm), 3576 nucleotides long. RefSeq lists its product as uncharacterized. Lineage: Eukaryota; Metazoa; Arthropoda; Insecta; Lepidoptera; Bombycidae. The record is from RefSeq and is a predicted model, not a curated record.
AUGAAGCCGUAUAAAAGUGAAAGUAUUCAAAGAUUUUCUUGUUGCAAAUACUGCGAAGAGCUAGAAGUUUCAAAAAAAGUUGGAAUUGUAAACGAUAAAAAUAUCGCAGAUUUCAUCGGUGUUAUAGAACAAAACAAGAACAACUAUGAGUUGAAACCCGAAGUCUGUAUGGAGUUUCCCGUAAAUAAUUUGAAUGUAGAUUCUAAUGUAACGAAAAUGUUCAUCGACACACGAAAAAUCACUUGUCCCCGUUGUCUUAGAUUUAUUACGAAGAAAUCUAAGCUGUUCCGGCAAACAGAAUCUAGCAACGUGGGAUUGUGUCAUCAUUGUGUAGAUUUCGGCCGGUACAACUGUCCGUGUCAUGCGUGCAAAACCACAACAGAAAAAAGUACCACUUCUAAGUCGAGCCAAAACAAAGCAUAUUUAACUAAGCAAUGGUUAAAAAAGAUAAAAACAAUACUACGAGAUAUAGCAUUAAAUCAGCACAAUACAAUGAAACAGUUUGGAAGCGCACAAUUUUCUUUAGAUCGAUUCACAGAAGAUGCCAAAAGUGUUAAGUCUGCAAGAGAAACAAACAAACUAAGUAUUCUGUCUGAAUUGUUUUCUAGUGAUUCAUGUAACAAAAGUAUACGUCAUAAAGUUUCACUGUCAACCAAUUUUAGAUUGGAGAAAAGAAAGAAAAGAAAAUCAUUUUUAGAACAGAGCCGAACCUGUAUAAAAAACGCAAGCUAUCUAUCGAUUACUAGUCCUGUGCGUGAAUCUGCAAUUAAUUUCAAUGAAAAGGUUUCGUUUAAAACGGAUUUUAAAACAGCGGUUUCUUUAAGCAUAGAAACAUUAAAUACGGUUGAGUUAGAAAAACUCAACAAAUACAAUAGAUUUUCUGAACUUCAUUUUAAUACAAAGACCUCCAAAGCUGUAGAGACAAUUUACUCCAAAGCUCCUUCCGAUGAUCAUUAUAAAAGCCGUUUGAGAAAAGUGAAAAAUAAAAAUGUUCCAAAAGAAAGUCAAUCUGAGGACUUUCUUAAAAAUAAUAAUUUUGAGCAAGAAGCUCGCAAAGAAAGUGUUUCCUCUGUUAUAUCCCUAAAAGAGGCCUUUACUUUUAACUUUCCCCAAUCUCCCAUUUUAGUAAAUAAAAUUAAAUCAUAUAAAGAUUCUACGGAUUUAAUAAAAGAAGUACAAGAAAUGUUGCAAGUUAAAUCCAAAUUUAAUAAACUAACAAAUGAAGGAAAUCAUUUUCAGGGAGAAAUACAAGCUAAAGUUCAGAUCCUUAAAAAAAAGCGAGUAGAAAAAAAACCCUUGCCAAUUAGAACUCGUGAAACAAAGCACAAAAAUAGCCGAAUAGAAAGCGAGCGUCUAAACAUUAAUCAGGUAGAAAAUAAAACAAACGAAAUAACACAUAUUUCAAAAGAAAAAGCAAACAAAAAAAUUAAAAAUGGUCCAGCAGAUAACAUGCAAGAAGAGCCAAAUUUAAAAGAACAGGAUAAGGACUACAAAAGAAACGGAAAAAAUCAAAUAUGGAGAAAUAGCCCAAGUGGUGAUAAUAGCACGCUUAAAAAAAAGAAAAUUAAAGAUACCAAAGAAAAGGAUGACCUCUUAAAAAUAAGUAACGAUGAAAAAGACCGUUUAAAAAAAAAGAAAAAAGGAGAAACACAGCCUGAUGAAAAGGUAAAGCGAAAACAAUUAAGACUAGAAAAAUUAGAUGUUCUCCAGAAUGAACAUGAGAGUAAUACGCACGAAAAACAAAAAAGUUCGCUUGGCCGUGAAGAAGACGUUCAGAAUAUAUUUAAAGAAAAAUUAAAAGAGAAACUCAAUCAAGUUAAGGAUAAAAAGGUCCAAAGUAACCUCGAAGAAAAGACGGGUAAAAAUGUUGGAAAAAAUCUAAAUGAAAUUACCAGUGAAGAUAAAUUAAAGAAGCAGCUAAAAACAAACGAAAUUACUCAAUUGCCAAAUAAAGAUUUGAAAAAUAACGAAAUGAAUCCUAAUAAAAUAAAAGUACGCGCACCAUCAACGGAUGAUUUGAUUCUUCGUUUGGUAAAAUUGAAGCAAUCUUCAAAAAGUAUUCCAAAAAAACCUAGUCGAUUAUCAGACCUUAAUGUUUCGUCAUUUAUGGUUCAAAAUCACUUAGAACUUCACAAAAAUAACAAAACGUCUUCUUGUAUGAUAUGUAUUGAUUCAGAUUUAGAAUUGGACAUUGAAAAUAUUGUAUUGAACGCUAAAAAUAGAAAAACUAAUUAUGAUGUUGUGGUUGGACAGAAAAUAUUAAAAACCAAACCAAACGAAAAAAACGACGAGGGCUCUGUGCCUCUGUUAUUUCAGACAUAUUAUGAUGAGAAUAUGGCUUAUACGAAAUCUGGAGAUAGAUCAGAUAAAAAUUUAAAUAAUGAGAAUAAACUUAUUUCGAUGCCAAGCUCGAAGAUUCCAAAAGCAAUUGAUCAAGAAUCCACAAAAGGUAUAACGCGUUAUGCUUUAUCUGAUCGGUCUUUCAUUGAUAAAGGAUGGACGUUAUUACCUAUUGAAAAAGUGGUUCGCAAGAUGAACGUAUAUCGUAUGCGACCAGCUCAUCCUGAAUUUAACUGGUUUGAACGUAACAAGAAUAAAGGUAUAAAACAUUACGACUCUGGAGAAAAACUAGCAGAAUUCGAUGAUAAUGGACGUGGUCGUUGGUUUUACAGAAAUGGUCAACUUGCUCUUGAUUAUUACGACGCUGAAGAGAGUAAUGCGCAGCAGCGAUUUGUGGUAUAUAGCAGCGGCGAGAAAAAUGAAAAUGGUCGAUCACAUCCUACUACCGUUUUAGCAACGUUUGAUUAUUUGGGUAAUGGUAUAGUAUUUGAUCACAGUGGUAAAAUUCGACUCAAAUACAAUCAAACUGAAGGCGUUAUACUGGACACAAAAUUAGGACCAGUUUCUCAUUGGAAAUGGCACACUUUGAAUGAUCCGCCGGUUUUACAAAAAGUUAUGAUAGAUACGCAGCUAGCGCAAAAAGAUCCUGAAAUUUUGAAAAUUGGUGGACAUGCAGAUGAUAACACGCGCCCAGACAAUGAGGAAAUGCUCGCUAUUGAGUUCGACAACUUUAUAAAAGAGAAAAGUAAAAAGCUGUCCCAAUCUUUCAAACCAUUUCAAAUAAAAAUGAAAGCUUUGAAGAUCAAUGAUAACUUCUCAUUGAAGAUACUAGAUCAAGCCACAGUAUAUCUCAUUUUUAGAGAUGGUACUACCAACUUGAAAUUAAACAUUGGAAUGAUUUUAGACCACAAAGAAAUCGUUGAUACUGAUACCGCUGAGGUUGGAGAAGUUUCGAACAAUUUAGAACGGUUUCCAGCACGUACUCAAAGUCUUGCCGGACUUCAGCGAAGCGUUGCAUUUGCUCAGCGCUUCGAAAGAUUAAGAAUUGAACGACAACGUCGGCUACAUCCAGAUGAACCUUGCGCGAGUGCUGAUCAAAUUACUAAAGCUAUUUCACGGCCCCCGCGGCACAUAUUGCAAACUAUGUCAGCCAGCUCCUCCGCCUUCGUACCAUGUUGCAAAUGUAGUAGAAAACCAUCUUCGACUAACCUGUAUUAUAACACUCGUCUAGAUUAA